Heterocephalus glaber (naked mole-rat) is the source of this 3629-nucleotide messenger RNA. NCBI's taxonomy places the organism in Eukaryota, Metazoa, Chordata, Mammalia, Rodentia, Bathyergidae. The record is from RefSeq and is a predicted model, not a curated record.
GGCUGGUGGCGGGAUCGGGGGCCAUGGCGGGGAUGCUUUGAGGGUCCAGAUGUCGAUCUCCUCUGUGGGAGAAGGAGAAGGGCCUCCAUCGCGCCAACCAAAGGAUGGUGGUGUCCUCUAUUGUCUCUGAUGGGCGGGGGAGGAGAGAAGGAGGACCGGACAGGAUUCUGCGUCUGGGUGGAGAGAGCUGGGAGGUGGGGGAGGGGUGUUGUUGGCUGCAUUUGCAGUGUGCCUCUCCAGUCGGCUUUUUUCUCCCCUUUGCUUGAGGACAACUGGCCACCCCGACCUCUCAAGGGCAGCUACGAAUUCCCACGCGCGAAUUGUUCUCUAUGUUUAUUUAUAAUUUUCAAGUAUUUCUAUUGUAACUCCUCCCACUUGAAUGGAAAUUCUUUUGAUUUCAGGAGCGAACAUGACGGCUGGUUCAGUGUGUGUCCCUCAGAUCAUACCACUGCGAAUACCUCAGCCUGGAAAAGCGAACCAUGAAAUUGAUAAUAAUACUCUUUUGGAAAUGAAAUCAGACACCCCGGAUGUCAACAUAUAUUACACCCUGGAUGGCAGUAAACCUGAAUUUCUGAAGAAAAUUGGUUAUGGUGAAAAUAAUACAUUUAAGUAUACAAAACCUAUUACUCUGCCUGAUGGAAAAAUACAAGUUAAAGCUAUUGCAGUGUCUAAAGACAACAGACAGAGUGGAAUUGUCACAAAGGUGUUCCAAGUAGACUAUGAACCACCAAGCCCAGCCUCUUCUGGAGACAGAGUUGAAAAUGUUCUCAAAGGCUCUUCAAAGCAGGAAUUAAAAAAUGGAUUUGUUGGACCAAAAGUAAGAAAGAAAUGUAAGAAUGCUGAAAAUAAACCUGGUUGGAAUGUUAACCUUCGAAAGUUUUCAGACCUCAAGGUAGGCGAAAGAUCUACACUUCUGAAAGCUCUGAGAGAUCUUCGUUUCUCAAAGAGUCCAUUGGAAAUCUCAGCUCACUGUGAAGGAUCAAGUUCUAGGCUGCUCACCCACCAGUCCCAGUUUCAGUCGCCUGGUUUUGCACACAUACCAGGCCAGAAGAGUUUGACAAGCACGGAGAUCAUGAGAAUCCAAAGGCAGACAGACUUUCUCAAGUGUGCCCACUGCCUGGCCCCCCGCCCAUCGGAUCCUUUCGCUAGAUUCUGUCACGAGUGUGGUGCUCCUGUCCCAUCCAUAUUUGGCUGUCGUCUUCCACCCCCUGAAGGAGCGCAGAUGGGCUCGUGUGCAGAAUGUGGAAACGUGGUGCCCAUGAACACCCCCAUCUGUGUGGUGUGCGAGGCUCCACUUGCUCUACAGCUGCAGCCCCAGGCCAGCCUCCACUUGAAGGAGAAGGUGAUCUGCCGCUCCUGUGGCACGGGGAAUCCUGCUCACCUGAGAUACUGUGUCACCUGCGAGGGGGCCCUGCCUUCGCCACAAGAGUCCUGGAACAGUGGCGAGAAAGCACCCCCUCUGCUGACCCAGAAAGGGGAGACCACUUCCUGGUGCAGAUGUGGCUGCCACAACCUCGGGGAGGCAAUCUUCUGCGACUGGUGUGGAGCCAAGCUUGGCCUUUCUGCUAGCCACUCCAUCUGCCCUAAAUGUGGGGCCAGCAAUCACCCAUCUGCUCAAUUCUGUGCUACCUGUGGCGUUUGUGUGAACUCCAUGGCAAGACAGAGCCUGGAUGGCAGCCCGACUGUCCUAGCUGGGGAGCCGCACCCCACUUCUCAGCCCCGAUAUGCUUGGCAACCCCUAACUGUCCCUCUGCCCAGCGCUGAUGCUGGGCCUAAGAAGCAUGUGGGCACCCAGACCGUGGGCCUCUUCUACCCGUCUGGCAGGCAGCUGGCCUUGAAGGAGCCGGAGGUGGAGACACGUGGCCGCAUGCCCCCACUCAUGGCCAUCAGCCCAGGCAGAGGAUACUGGAGAAAACAGUUGGAUCACAUCUCUGCUCACCUCCGGUCCUACACUCAGAACAACCCUGAGUUCCGGGCCCUGGUCUCAGAGCCCAGGAUGGGGAAGCUCAUCUCUGCCACUGUCCAUGAAGAUGGCUGUGAAGUUAGCAUCAGGCUGAAUUAUAUUCAAGUCUCCAACAAGAACCUGUACCUCAGCAAAGCAAUGGACUUAAGCAACCGCUUUCUCAGCAGUAUCACCGAGGGUGGUGAUGGCCUCUACGGCAGCAGGUCCAGCUUGGUGAGUGACUACAGCCAGAGUCCCUCAGACUCUGAGGUCAAGAGGAUGAGGAACAUCAAAACCAAAAACUUUCACAUAAAGAAAGAGCAGCCGAGGCCUAGAAGCAGACAUCGGGUGGAAGAAGUGGGCCUGGCAGGGGACAAAAGAGUCUCUGUGCUUGAACAGCUGCUGGACAAGGAUACAGAUCCUGACUGCAGUGACAGCACGGGCCGAUCUGCUGCUGCCUUAAAUAAGCACCAGGAAGCCAUUCCAGUUCUCACUGGGAGAGGAGUGGAUGUGGACCAGCAGUGGGGGCUGUACAGCACGAGCCUCCAGAAGGUGGACACUCGAGGCCAGACAGCCCACAACCUGGCUCUGGAAAGGGAGGACCACCACGUCACCUUGCUCUUUGAUGCUAAGUUCAGCCAGGAGCUGGGGGACCAGCUCAGCCAGCCUGAGAGCUGCAGCCCAGAUGACUGUCAGGCCCAAGGCAGCUGCUGGUCCUCACAGAAGGAGCCACUCAGCACUGGCUGUCCUGUUUCUGAAGUGUGCAUAUGAGAUUGGGAACUGAGCUGGAGAGAAAUUCUUAAGAUUCUUUUUCUUUCUUUAGAGCUGGGCAUGGUGAUGCAUGCUUGUAAUCCCAGUGUUCUAGGAGGUUGAGGCAGGAAGAGGAAGACAUCAAGUUUGAGCCCAGCCUGGGCAGCUUGGUGACUUUGCAAGACCCUGUCUCAGAAUAAUAAAAAAGGCAGGAGAUACAGCUCAGUGUGAAGGCCCUGGGUUCAAUCCUCAGUAAUGAAAAAAAAAAAUCUUUUUAUUUUUUGAUUAGUAGAAGCCAUUUGUACCAUGUGGGCUGCUCCCAAUAUACCUUGGAAUGUGAUGAACUUAAUGCAUACUUUUUAAUGGUUUAUUGCUGGGGUUUUUGGAGGGAAUUUCACUUUUAAUUUUUAAUUUAUUUUUCAAUAGAUAAUAAUUGCAGAUGGUUCAGAGCUGAAAGGUAUAAAGUAGUCUGUGGAGCAGUCUCCCUCCCAUCCCUCCCUCCUCAGGGGCACCAGAGAGCCCAGGGCUGGCUGUAUCAUCCUAGGGUUGGAUAAAAACACAUAGGACACAUGUCAUGGGCCACGCACAGUGCAUGUAUAACAUACAUGUGUUCUUUCCCCUCAUUAACACAAUAGCAGCAAAUUGCACACUGCUGUGCAUCUUGUAGGUGGCCUCAAAUUAGUAUGUAAAGAUUGAACUUUAAAUUUCUACAUUGAACUCAUUGGUUACCAUCAUUUGUUGCUGGCUGGCAGCCCAGCUUCAGUAAAACCAUUUGCAGGAAUGCAUGACUUUUACUGUUUUCUUGAGGUCAUGAUUUCAAUCUAGGUUGCAAUGCUGUAGUAGUAGAGCCUUGGAAUUGUUCUACUGAUGUAAACAGGGCAUUUGUUCAUUUAGAAUAGUUCAUUCAGGACAAUAAACAACAGACCUGGUGGUGGUU